Messenger RNA from Pseudoliparis swirei, 1802 nucleotides. It is a transcript of the gene krt222, whose product is annotated as keratin 222. The transcript has 10 exons. NCBI's taxonomy places the organism in Eukaryota, Metazoa, Chordata, Actinopteri, Perciformes, Liparidae. The record is from RefSeq and is a predicted model, not a curated record.
CAGACGCCCGGCGGCCCGAUCCCCAACGCGUCGUGUCUGCAGAGCUCGUGGGUAGGACCCCUAUCCGGCCUCCAUGGACUCCAUGCAGGCCUGCAGCCUCGCCAUGCGGGGCCUGAACGCCCGCCUGCAGGGCCUCCUGCAGCCGGCCCGCCGGAUCGCCGGCCGGUCCGACGGCAGCUCCUCCUCCUCCUCCUCCUCCUCCUGGUCCUCCUGGUCCCGGGACCGGACCCGGCAGGAGGAGACCGUGAAGGAGCUCCGGUUCCAGGUGGGUCACCUGCUGAUGGAGAACGUCCAGCUGGCGCUGCAGUCCGACAGCAUGGCGCGGCGAGCCGCCGCCAUCCGGGCCAGGUGUGAGGCGGAGGAGAGCGUCACGGGCCGGCUGCAGCAGCAGGUGUCUCUGCUGAGGGCGACCCGGAGGAGGGAGGCCCAGAGCGGCCCGAGGCUGCAGGCCGAGCUCCGGCACGCCGCGGCCGAGCUGCACGAGCUGCGCCGCGGGCACCAGGCGGCCCGAGCUCAGCAGCUGCAGCGGGCCGACUCCCGCCAUGCUGUGUUAGCGACGGCCACGGCAGCGCGAGGCGAGGAGGAGAAGAAGGAGGAGGAGAAGAAGAAGGAGGAGGAGGAGGAGAAGAAGGAGGAAGAGGAGAAGAAGGAGGAAGAGGAGGAUGGCAGAGGGAUGGAGCUCUUCCAGCUGCUCGACGGGAUCAGAGCGCAGUGCGACCACGAGAGACGCCGCGGGCCGCAGGGCGCCGCGCCGCAGCCCCCCCAAGGCCCCGCCUCCAGGAGCCCCGCCGCCACGCUCAGUGAGGAAGAUGCAGCGUGGGCGCAGGUGAGGCUCGGCGGCGCCGCCCUGGUGGAGGCCCGGGCCGAGCUGGCCGAGGCGCGGAGGCAGUGGCGCUCGCUGCAGCUGGAGAUCGAGAUCACCGGUAAGACGCCCACGCUGCCUAUGUGACCGAGCGGCAGGGCCUAUGAGCAGGGCCUGGAGCGCUCGCUGCUCAGCAGCCGGCGGCUGUACGGCGGCCGGCUGCAGGGCCUCUCCCAGGUGGUCUCGGGGCUGGAGGCGGAGCUUCAGCAGGUGAGGAGCGGCCUGCUGACGCAGCGGCAGCGCCACGGUCAGCUGCUCGACACCAAGACCCGGCUGGAGGGGGAGAUCGCCACCUACAGGCGGCUGCUGGAGCGCGAGGAGGGCAGGUACCCGGGCCGCAGCGGGCCGCCCGCGGACCUGAGGCCUUGGAGGUCCUCCGUGGGGGAACCGAGGCCGACCGGGCCCCAGGAGGCCUCCAGUGAUGCUGCAGUCAGCCCGGAUGAGCCCGAUGAGCCCGGGUCUAAGCCCCGCCCCCAACGACCUUCAGAGGUCACAGAGGGCGAAGAGCUGGAGAGAAGCAACAAGCAGAGCCUCCUGAUGCUCACAGAACCAGAACCAGACCAGUGGAUCUCCACGGUGAAGACUCAGGAGAUCCUCGGGGGCCGCGUGGUGCAGGAGAGCGCCGAGGGCCACGGCACCAUCGAGACGGAGAAGGUGGACCAGGUGAUCCGGCAGUGGGAGGGCUCGUUCUUCAGAAGGAACCCAAAGCUGCGCAGGAAGUCGGUGUCGCUGCGCUUCGACCUCCACAUGGCGGCGGCGGCCGACGACGACGAGGGGCGUGGCCUCAGCGACGUGGAGCUGCGGCUCGUCAUGAAGAGGUCGCGCAGCAUCGCAGCCAUCGCGCAGUGACCAUGGAAACCACGAACAAACAAUAGAAAAUAGACCACUACAGUCAACAAAAAAAGAAAGAAAAGUGUAAAUAAAAAAGGACAAAAAAAUA